AUGGCAAAAACAAAACUCAUCACAUUCUCUUGUCUUCCGAGACAAAGACAAGGCGCUCCAUUCUCACAUAGUCGCAUUGUAAGUAUUGUUGGCGCGCAUGUGCAGGGCCCACCCAAUUAUGCUUCGUCUCACUUUUGCAAGUCUGUCAUCUACUUGCUUUUUCUUCCUACCCGAAUCGUCUGCCGCAUGUCUUCUCGUAUACUUUUUAGACGCGCAACGGCGGCCAAAAUGCAUCUGUUGGCAAGAUGCUAUGCGGUUCCACCGCAAAGUCAGCCAGAAAACUCGGGUCCAGACACCACCCAUUUCGGUUUCCAGACUGUCAAAAAGGAUGAGAAGGAAAAGUUGAUUAGAGGCGUGUUUUCUUCAGUUGCUUCUAAUUACGAUGUGAUGAACGACGCAAUGUCUUUUGGCGUCCACAGACUUUGGAAGAGCCAUUUCAUCAACAGACUAGAUGCUGGUAUGAGACCUGGAUCUUCGCGUCCAUUAGACUUCCUUGAUGUUGCAGGUGGAACUGGUGACAUUGCUUUUGGUUUGUUGGACCACGCAGAAAAACACUACCAUGACACUCAAUCCACCAUGACUAUUGCAGAUAUCAACCCCGACAUGUUGGCGGAAGGUAAAUUGAGAUACGCUAAAACUAAAUGGAAUGAUGGCAAGAACAGAGUACAGUUCUUGGAACAAAAUGGCGAGACCAUGGAUGCAAUCCCAGACAACUCUAAGGACGUGUAUACUAUCGCCUUUGGUAUCAGAAACUUCACCAACAUCCAAGCUGGCUUGAACACCGCUUACAGAGUGUUGAGACCAGGUGGAAUUUUUGCGUGUCUCGAGUUUUCUCAUGUUGACAAUCCUGUUGUGGACUACAUUUAUCAAGCUUACUCGUUCAGUAUGUUGCCUUUGAUGGGCCAAUUGAUUGCUGAUGACAGAGACUCUUAUCAGUACUUAGUGGAGAGUAUCCAACGGUUCCCUAAACAGGAGGAGUUUUCUGCUAUGAUCGAAAAGGCUGGCUUCUAUGUUCCAGAAAAGGGCUAUGAGAACUUAACUUUCGGAGUGGCCAGCAUUCACAUUGGUGUUAAGCUUUAG
Molecule: messenger RNA, 1080 nt
Organism: Clavispora lusitaniae ATCC 42720
Lineage: Eukaryota; Fungi; Ascomycota; Pichiomycetes; Serinales; Metschnikowiaceae
Gene: COQ5
Product: 2-hexaprenyl-6-methoxy-1,4-benzoquinone methyltransferase
Biological process (GO): ubiquinone biosynthetic process
Molecular function (GO): methyltransferase activity
Source: RefSeq, a predicted model, not a curated record